AUGUUUUGCCCAAGCGAGUACCAGUGCAAACAGCCCUGCCUUCCUCCUCCUGUCUUCUCGCUCAGGAAUUUCUCCCAGCAGCAAUGUGUGGAUUCCCGCGGCUCUGCCUGUAACGUCCAGCGCUUAAAUCCAUGCGUGGAUCCGUGUUGCUACGGCGGAGUCACUCAGUCCACCAUCAAGUAUGUGGACCUGGGGAGUAACAUCAGCCUGGGACAGGCUGCCAGGUGCCUGGACCCGUGCAGCUGUGUGGGUCCCCAGUGCACGACCACGUACGUGGAUCCAUGCUGUGACAAAGUGACCAAGUGCACGACCAGCUGUGUGGAUCCAUGUUGCAGAGAAGUGACCAAGUGCACCACCCAGUGCGUGGAUCCAUGUUGUAGAGAAGUGACCAAAUGCACCACCGCGUGUGUGGAUCCGUGCUGUGACAAAGUGACCAAAUGCACCACCACGUGCGUGGAUCCGUGCUGUGGAGAAGUCACCAGGUGUGUAACCAAGUGUGUGGAUCCGUUCACCAAAUGCACCACCAAGUGCGUGGAUCCCUGCUGUGGAGCUGUGACCAAGUGCACCACCCAGUGUGUGGAUCCGUGCUGUGAUGAGAUCGCCAAGUGCACCAUCACGUGUGUGGAUCCGUGCUGUGACCAAGUCACCAAGUGCACCACGACCUGUGUGGAUCCCUGCUGUGGAGCUGUGACCAAGUGUACCACCACGUGCGUGGAUCCGUGCUGUGAUGAGAUCGCCAAGUGCACCAUCACGUGUGAGGAUCCGUGCUGUGAUGAGAUCGCCAAGUGCACCAUCACGUGUGAGGAUCCGUGCUGUGAUGAGAUCGCCAAGUGCACCAUCACGUGUGAGGAUCCGUGCUGUGAUGAGAUCGCCAAGUGCACCAUCACGUGUGAGGAUCCGUGCUGUGAUGAGAUCGCCAAGUGCACCACCACGUGCGCGGAUCCCUGCUGUGGAGCUGUGACCAAGUGUACCACCACGUGCGUGGAUCCGUGCUGUGGCACAGCCACCAAGUGUGUCACCACAUGCGUGGACCCGUGCUGUGAUGAAAUCGCCAAGUGCACCACCACGUGCGUGGAUCCCUGCUGUGGAGCUGUGACCAAGUGCACCACCACGUGCGUGGAUCCAUGCUGUGGAGCUGUGACCAAGUGCAACACCCAGUGUGUAGAUCCAUGUUGUAGAGAAGUGACCAAAUGCACCACCACGUGCGUGGACCCGUGCUGUGACCAAGUCACCAAGUGCACCACGACAUGUGUGGAUCCCUGCUGUGGAGCUGCGACCAAGUGCACCACCACGUGCGUGGAUCCGUGCUGUGGCCCAGCCACCAAGGGCGCCACCAAGUGCGCGGAUCCGUGCUGCGGGGAGGUGACCCAGUGCCCCUCCACCACGUGCGUGGACCCCUGCGGCACGGUCAGUGUGGCGUCCCCGUGUGCGGAUCCCUGCGUGUCCCCGUGCCCGCCCGCCCGGCCCCGGUUCUACGCCAUCAGCUGUGCCGAUAUCUGCUGUCGCAAGCGCGUGCUCCCUUGA
Tinamus guttatus (white-throated tinamou) is the source of this 1524-nucleotide messenger RNA. The record is from RefSeq and is a predicted model, not a curated record. Lineage: Eukaryota; Metazoa; Chordata; Aves; Tinamiformes; Tinamidae.